AUACAAAAUGGACUAAGACACCCCCUAAACAGUUUCCCAAAAACUUGAUUUAGGUAGAGAGAUUGUGAUUUUUUUAAAUCUGUAAGUUCAGUAUAGUGUGAAUGAUGAUGGUAAGCUUAGAACAUGAGAUUGGAAAGAUGUUUGUCAUCCUUGGCUACACAGGAGAAUUUACUCCGGAGGCUUUUUUAAAAAUAGAGAUGCCUUUUCCCUACCACUAGAACGUUUAAUUACUAGAUGUAGGGUGAGGGUCCAGUAUCCUGUAGGUUAAAAAAUCUUCCCAAGUAAUUCUGAUCUAGAGCUGAGUUUGAGAUCCACUCUAUUACAGCAACUAAUUCUGUCUAUGAUGUUCCAGAAUACAGCAGUGAAGAAAUGCUAGUUGAAUAGAAUCUGGGAGGACGAAUAGAAUUUGACAUCAAAGGAUAAUCUAACAGAAAAAAAAUAGAGGAAUUCAAAGCCAAGAUUCCUGGCUAGGACUGGGUUGAUGUGGGAAUUUGUAAGUGUUCAGCAUGGUGGAAGCAUGGAGGUCAUAGGGCAGGUCUCAUGUGUGCAGGAAGACAGCACGGAGAGGGUUCUGGAAAGUGCAUACAGGUUACUGGACAGGAUCAUCUAGAAUAUCUAGGUUGGGUCUAGAAUGUGAGGGGCCAGAGAACUUAUCAUGAACCAAGAGUGUGUGGGCAUUAGGGAUCCAGCCAAGGCCAUAGUAUAAGGGAGAGACCUGGUCAUAGUGCCUGUGGUGGAAUGGGAAGAGGCCACAGACAGUGGAGACUACUGGGCAGUAUUCACAAGACAUCUCUGAGGCAGAAGUCACAGGAAAUGGCCACUGUGAACACUGUGUUAUCUAUUAGCAAUAUCACUUCUGGAAUUUUUUGAGCUUUCACUUCAAUAUUCUUUCCUCAAAUGACAAAGCAUUUCUUUGUAUUCAAAUAUCCCCAGUUAUUUUACCUUUUCUCUAUACAUUUAGGUAAUACUAAAUGAGAGAGAAAAAAUGGUCAUGACAAUAGAAUGAGGUUAUAUGAAUGUCUAUAUAAAAUAUAUGUGUGUAUAUGUAUGUAUACAUUCUAUUUUUUAUAUUCACAUAUAUUUUUUUUUUCUUAUUAUCAACAAUCACCUUCCCUAGAGCACUUUCUGAGUAUAAAUCUAUGAGCUUUGUAAGCGCAGCACCAGGAGAAUUUCUGGAGCCCAGUCUCUGCCUGUGUUUCUUUGUGCUCUCUCACUUGACAUUUCUGAAUGCAAAUAUGUCUGACAAGUGUAAAUAAGGGUGUCACAGCUCGGAAUAGUACCCAUUUCCGCCUUGCCAUCUCUUAUCAUGUAUGUGUUCAGGGAUGAAUAUGCCAUUUUCAUAUUCUAAUAUUUUCACAGUUGGAAUUUUUUACAGAGUGCAAUGGUGAGCUCUAUGGCUUCCAAGGUGAAGAAAUGGAUCUGCUUUAUAUCCUUGUAGAAUUCAGUGCAUUUGCAAAUACUUUGAAAAUAUGCCGAAAUCAAAAAAAGGAAUACUCGGUGUUCAGCCAGUGGACAGAAGAAGCGUCUGCUGCACAGUACUUCCAGGUGGUUCUAGAUGUUGGUUGUGGAUCGGGAAUCCUGUCAUUUUUUGCCAUACGGGCUGGAGCUAGGAGAGUUUAUGCAGUUGAAGCCAGUUCAGUAGCACAGUAUGUUGAGAUGCUAGUGAAAAACAAUCACCUUUCAGACAAGAUCAUUGUUUUGCCAGGAAAAAUUGAAGACAUCUCAUAUCCUGAGGCUGUAGACAUGAUCAUUUCCGAACCAAUGGGAUACAUGCUGUUCAAUGAACGGAUGCUAGAGAGUUAUCUUCAUUCCAAAAAAUGGCUAAACUCAAAUGGAAUGAUGUUCCCGACAUUCAGUGACAUCCACUUGGCCCCUUUUUCUGAUGAACAGCUCUAUGUGGAACACUUCUCCAGAGCCAAUUUUUGGUACCAGCAGUGUUUCUAUAGGGUCAAUCUGUCCAGUCUCCGGGGUGCAGCAGUGGAUGAAUACUUCAGGCAGCCAAGAGUAGACACAUUCGAUGUUAGGAUUUUGAGGGCUCAAACAGUCAAAUACACAGUAAACUUUAUGGAUGCAGAAGAGGAAGAUCUACACAGAGUAGAAAUUCCCUUUGUGUUUCAGAUGGCACAGUCUGGGCUCAUCCAUGGCCUGGCGUUCUGGUUUGAUGUGGCAUUUGUUGGAUCUCUGGUAACGGUUUGGCUGUCAACAGCCCCAACUGAGUCUCUGACUCACUGGUACCAGGUGCGGUGCCUCCUGCAGACUCCUCUCUUGGCCAAGGAAGGGGAGACGCUGUCAGGGAAAGUGCUGUUUGUAGCCAAUAAACAACAGAGCUCUGGCAUUCAGAUCGUGGCACUGGUGAACCAAACAGGCUUCAGAUCUGAGAACAUCCUCGACUUAAAGAAUCCUUUCUUUAGGUAAGAAAUCUUCCCAUGCAUUUUACACCUAUGUUUAUAAAAUCUUAA
This is a messenger RNA of Chlorocebus sabaeus (green monkey), 2459 nucleotides long. Lineage: Eukaryota; Metazoa; Chordata; Mammalia; Primates; Cercopithecidae. The record is from RefSeq and is a predicted model, not a curated record.